CAGGCUGGUUCCGAACUCCUCACGUUCUUCUGACCUAGCUUUCUAGUCCACCACCACCAAGGCUCCAGCUCUUUUUAUUAGAAAUGGCUGCCUGACUUGGGACAACCCUUGACUACCUCAGUUUCUCGCUUUGUGGUGGUAUUAGUGAGGAGAUUGUAGAGUGUUAAUUGUGACUGCCCCACAGGAGCAGUUACCCGCGUUGUAAAAUGUUACAGUAAAUUAGAAUAACACGGCGAAAAUUAGCAUACCGUCCCCCUCCCUCCCCCACCCCCACCCCGCAUUUUAACUGCAGCGUCAGCAGCAUCUUUACACUCUGUGGAGGCAUCCCCGAACCUGAUCCCCUUUUGGCCUCAGCAUUCCAUUUGGUGUCUGGAUUACUUUUUGGAACUAAUCUGCAGAAGUCAGAGACAGUCACUCCUCAAGGCUCCAGGUGACCACUCCUGCUUGACUCCGCCCCACGGAAAGAAGCAACCAGGAGGUCACAUGUAUACAAGCGUGGACUCCUGGAGCUGGCAGGGACCUUGGAUUGUGUUGGGCCUCGAUCUCCGAUGGCUUACAUGAACUAUGGCUGUUAUUGUGGCCUUGGUGGCCAUGGAGAGCCACGUGACGCCAUUGACUGGUGCUGCUACCACCACGACUGCUGCUACUCUCGGGCUCAGGACGCUGGCUGCAGCCCUAAGUUAGACCGCUACCCAUGGAAGUGCAUGGACCAUCACAUCCUGUGUGGACCAGCAGAGAACAAAUGCCAAGAACUUUUGUGCAGGUGUGACGAGGAGCUGGCUUACUGCCUGGCAGGGACCGAGUACCACCUGAAAUACCUCUUCUUCCCCUCCAUUUUAUGUGAGAAGGACUCUCCCAAGUGCAAUUGACAGGCUCACAUGUCCCUUUGCACAUGGAAACGCACUUCACUUUCAGUGAUCACCAACAGCAUGCAAUUUGUGCAGGAGAGUCACCGGAGGCCAAGUGCUAAAGCCACCUGCGUUUGCUUUCUCCUUCCAUUCAGGAACUCACAACUAUGAGCCUGUGGAGUUGCCAGUCUGAUGAAGGUUCAAAGUCCUGGGCCUGUUUUAUACAAAUAGCGCUGUGUUGGGCGUGGUAUACUUUUUGAAAUUCAGCCUUUAUGAGAAGCUGUACUAUCUUGUACCUGCUGCAGGGCUGCUGGUCAGAUGUGGGUGAACACCUGCUUAGGCUUGGCUGUGGUAAUAACAUUGCCACAUGAUACAUCUAAGAAUUGUAACUGUAAUAAAAAAAUGUUCCCUAACUGGC
Molecule: messenger RNA, 1266 nt
Organism: Mus musculus (house mouse)
Lineage: Eukaryota; Metazoa; Chordata; Mammalia; Rodentia; Muridae
Gene: Pla2g10
Product: phospholipase A2, group X
Exons: 4
Coding region: 549-869 (106 amino acids)
Biological process (GO): low-density lipoprotein particle remodeling; platelet activating factor catabolic process; regulation of macrophage activation
Cellular component (GO): acrosomal vesicle; lysosome; extracellular region
Molecular function (GO): A2-type glycerophospholipase activity; 1-alkyl-2-acetylglycerophosphocholine esterase activity; calcium ion binding
Source: RefSeq, a predicted model, not a curated record